GAGACCAUCCCAGUUCCUCAACCCGUUCCUAAUCCAGUGAGAUCUCCUUCAACUAGGCCACCAACUGCAAAAAGGCCACCAAAGAAGAAGAAGAAUUUGCGAAGACCACCACCAACUACUCGGCAACCACAAUCUGCUCCAGCAACACCAACUACUACUAGUCCAUCACCCCCGGCCUCUGAUGUGCCACCCAUUGUGACACCUCAAACCAUGCAAGCUGCAUCCCAGGACACUACUUCCAGGUUCAUGGAAUUCAUGACAACUCCCACAGUGAGAGGAUCAAGCUCAAGUAGGUGGCCGCAGCCUGCCUUCCGUCCACCACCAAAAAAGGGUUCAACAACUGCACACUUGAAGGAAGGGUCAAGCGGAAGCAGCAACUCCACUCCAAAUCCAUGA
This is a messenger RNA of Arachis duranensis, 396 nucleotides long. Its product is annotated as gibberellin-regulated protein 14-like. The record is from RefSeq and is a predicted model, not a curated record. Lineage: Eukaryota; Viridiplantae; Streptophyta; Magnoliopsida; Fabales; Fabaceae. The transcript has a single exon. The annotation marks the transcript as partial.